Messenger RNA from Thlaspi arvense, 525 nucleotides. The record is from the annotation of a GenBank genome assembly. NCBI's taxonomy places the organism in Eukaryota, Viridiplantae, Streptophyta, Magnoliopsida, Brassicales, Brassicaceae.
AUGUCUGCGACAACAACACCAUCUCUCUCUCUUUCGAAUUUCAGACCAGUAUUCCAAAAUCCAGCUAAAACCCACCAAUUAUCUCCACUCUCUUUGUCUGUUUCAAGGAGAAAGUUCUUGUCUUCCGAUAAACAACAAGCUCCUAAGGUUCUUCUUCUUCACCAGGAAAAAACCCAACUAUGGAGAUCCUCUGCAACUCCAGAGGAAAUUUCCCAGGAGAUCGUUUCUUCUGAUUCUUCAUCUUCCGAAGCCAUUGUCUCUAGUGGUGGUCAAGAUGGUGUCGCUUUGAUUAUACAAGUGCUUCUCAUUGUCGCGUUUCUUGCUCUCUCUGUUCUCACCAUUGGUGUUGUUUACAUUGGAGUGACUGAAUUUCUGGGGAAGAGGGAGAGAGAGAAGUUUGAGAAAGAAGAGGCAGCAAAGAGAUCAAAGAAAAGUGGGAAGAAGAAAGCAACGAGAGCCAAAGCUGGACCAAGAGGCUUCGGUCAGAAGAUUGAAGAUGACGACAUUGACAUUGAUCUUGAUUGA